UCUGAGGUGAGGGAUAGAGAGCAUGCAUAGAGAUUAUGGAGACAGGGAACUUCCCAAGCUGUACUCAGACUUCACCCACUCAGAAGACUGGAACCCAGACCAGCAACGCAUGGUAGUUUAAAGAACAAGUGCUUUACGAGAUAUGUGCUGCUAUGAAUCAAGGUCUGGAGAGGCUGUCCAUUUUUUUCCUCUGUUCAAGGAGAGGAGUCUCCUCUGAAAUCAAAACUCACCUAACUAAAAAGAAACGACGUUUUACUUCAUGGAACAAAUAUCAUGUAGAAAGCAUUAGCUAUUAGCCUUUCUCAAGUUGCACUCAAGACUUAAAGACCAUCUGAGCUCUUGUCAAGAACAUAAAGAUUUAAGUCCCGAGCGUGGCAGCGUCCCGGUCACCGGAAGAAGCCGUGUGACGUCACGAGGGCCUACGCGUCGCGCGGGGGGCAGGAGUUGACGGACGGUCUCUGGCUACGUUUGGGCGGCCCUGGGACCACGGAAGAGGCUCUCCUGGGCGGCCGCGAUGCCUAGCUCGCGGCGGGUCAGUCAGCUUCUGGAUCUAUGCCUGUGGUGCUUUAUGAAGAACAUUUCCAGAUAUAUCACAGACAUUAAGCCUCUGCCUCCAAACAUAAAAGAUAGACUGAUUAAAAUAAUGAGUAUCCAGGGGCAGAUAACAGAUUCAAAUAUAAGUGAGAUUUUACACCCUGAAGUCCAAACUCUAGAUUUGCGAAGCUGUGAUAUUUCAGAUACUGCUCUCCUGCACCUGUGUAACUGCAGAAAACUAAAGAAAUUAAAUUUAAGUUCCUCAAAAGAAAACAGGAUUUCCAUAACUUCAAAAGGAAUAAAAGCUGUGGCUUCCUCUUGUUCAUACCUGCAUGAGGCUUCUUUGAAAAGAUGCUGCAAUCUCACUGAUGAAGGAGUCCUUGCUCUUGCACUCAACUGCCGGCUGCUAAAGAUCAUUGAUUUAGGUGGCUGUUUAGGUAUUACUGAUGUGUCCUUACAUGCAUUAGGAGAAAACUGCCCGUUUUUGCAGUGUGUUGAUUUUUCAGCUACUCAGGUAUCUGAUGAUGGUGUGAUUGCGCUUGUUAACGGAUCUUGUGCCAAGAAAUUAGAGGAGAUUCAUAUGGGACACUGUGUGAAUCUGACUGAUGAGGCUGUAGAAGCUGUCCUCACUUGCUGUCCUCAGAUACGUAUAUUACUCUUCCACGGAUGCCCCCUAAUAACAGAUCAUUCACGAGAAGUCCUGGAGCAAUUAGUAGGCCCAAACAAACUAAAGCAAGUGACAUGGACUGUUUACUGAUGCCUAUUGAAGCUUUUCAAAGCAAGGAUCUUUAUACUACAUUCCCAGGAAACAAUGGUCUUAGAGAUUGGCUUUCAGAUAAUGUGCUUUUUGCUUUGAAGUUAACAGACCCUUAAACAUUUAAUAGUGCUAUUAUCCUGUUUGUUUGCGGAGUCAUUGUUUUUGAUAUGGUAAGCCUAGCAUGCCCUCUGAUGUAUUGGAGUUGGGGGGCUGUGGGAGGGGAGUAUUGUGUUUGUUUCUUAAAUAACAAAGUUUUAAAUUACCAGUUUUUCCUGGAGAUUUCCUUCUCCUACCUGCCUAGUUGAGAGAAAUUUACCAGUAUGAAUAACCAUUAGGAGAAUUCUUAGUAUCCCUAAAAGCGUAAUUUCCUUCCUAGUUAUUUUCUGGCCCCUACUUUCCUUAAGUAUUUAAAUGCUCAUUGGCCAAAAAGCAAAGUUGAACAUCAGGCCUAUGUAUCCUCACAGAAUUUAAUAUUUCAAUAAAACAAAGAAAUAGAA
This is a messenger RNA of Mustela lutreola (European mink), 1788 nucleotides long. It is a transcript of the gene AMN1, whose product is annotated as antagonist of mitotic exit network 1 homolog. The coding region runs from base 515 to 1291 and encodes 258 amino acids. Lineage: Eukaryota; Metazoa; Chordata; Mammalia; Carnivora; Mustelidae. Gene Ontology annotation, biological process: SCF-dependent proteasomal ubiquitin-dependent protein catabolic process. The record is from RefSeq and is a predicted model, not a curated record. The transcript is spliced from 10 exons. Gene Ontology annotation, cellular component: SCF ubiquitin ligase complex. Gene Ontology annotation, molecular function: protein binding.